GAAAUGCCACAGCCACAAUGGUUCUUUAGCAGUACUUACAGGCACCGACAGCACACGCAACCCACACUGAACAGUCAGUCAACCUUCACACAUUCAAAUUCCAGCAACCCGUGUAGACUCCCCAAAUUUCCAUACAAAACCCAGAAAUCCCUUUCCAUCCCUCUUUCUAUUCAGCCAAGAAUUGAGUAAAUUCAGCAAAAAAAGAAAAAAAGAAAAAAAAUGAUACAACUGUUUUUCACUGUGAUAUUCUGUGAAAUGGCAGUGAUUUUGCUGCUAUUGUUCAAAACCCCCUUGAGGAAGCUUGAAAUCUUGACUCUUGAUCGAGUGAAGCGUGGAAGUGGACCUCUUGUUGUCAAAUCUGUGGGUGCUACAGUUUUGGUGAUGAUGACUUAUUCAGUAUACACGAUUCGAGAACUCAAUUCUCGACCCGUUGAGUCCUUCAACCCAACUGAUCAAGUGCUCUUGGCUUAUGAAGUUUUAGAUACUUCACUUAUGGGAUUCUCGCUGUUUCUUGCGCUCAUGAUAGACAGGCUACACCAUUACAUUCGCGAGCUUCGUAUUCUCAGAAAGACCAUGGAGGCUGCUAAAAAACAAAGCAGAGAAGUUGAUGAGGGCAAAAAGGCAAAUGGAGCAGAGCUCAAUGCCUUAAAGGAGGAGGUUUCUGCUAUGAAGACAAAGAUUAAUAUUCUGGAAUCUGAGUGCAAGGCCAAAGAGAAAGAGUUGAAAGCGGCAGAAAGCAAUUCUGAGUCUCUUAAAAAGCAAUCUGAAGGUUUACUUCUUGAAUAUGACCGCUUGCUGGAGGACAAUCAAAGUCUCAGGAGCCAAUUGCAUUCACUUGAUCAGAGCUUGGCCAAUUCUGAUGGCAAGAAGAACAUGUAGUUCCAAACAUAUGGUCAUGGGAAACCAGCUUCUAUGGCUGUUCAGAAGCUGGUUCUAAGUAUGUAACCAGGAACAUUUUUUGAGGUAUUGUUCUGUUGCAGAGACUUUUGUACGAGAUUUAUGUGGAGGAAUCCUAAUGAGCUUUACUUAAAUGGUGGCGCCAGUAUGAUCAUAAUCACAGUUAUUUUUAUAAUUGUUGUGAUUAUUAUUGCAUCUAAUAGGGUUAUGUGAUUAA
Molecule: messenger RNA, 1114 nt
Organism: Coffea eugenioides
Lineage: Eukaryota; Viridiplantae; Streptophyta; Magnoliopsida; Gentianales; Rubiaceae
Product: B-cell receptor-associated protein 31
Exons: 2
Coding region: 220-879 (219 amino acids)
Biological process (GO): intracellular protein transport; endoplasmic reticulum to Golgi vesicle-mediated transport
Cellular component (GO): endoplasmic reticulum membrane; endoplasmic reticulum
Source: RefSeq, a predicted model, not a curated record